This is a messenger RNA of Tripterygium wilfordii, 1911 nucleotides long. Its product is annotated as carotenoid cleavage dioxygenase 8 homolog B, chloroplastic-like. Gene Ontology annotation, cellular component: chloroplast. The transcript has 6 exons. Gene Ontology annotation, biological process: carotene catabolic process. Gene Ontology annotation, molecular function: carotenoid dioxygenase activity. NCBI's taxonomy places the organism in Eukaryota, Viridiplantae, Streptophyta, Magnoliopsida, Celastrales, Celastraceae. The coding region runs from base 1 to 1674 and encodes 557 amino acids. The record is from RefSeq and is a predicted model, not a curated record.
AUGGCCUCCAUAACAUUUUCCGGCACCGGACGGCAUGUGUUGCCACCGGUGAUGAUGGUCUCAUCAAAUAACUCCGGUAACAAGGUGGAUGGGGUUUCUAUUAGAAAGGGUAAUAGAGAUAGUGUUGUCACAAAUGUUGCAACAACUCAUCGCGAUCAUCUUCAAGUCGCAACGAUUGAUCAGAAAAAACAACUAGUUGUGCCUGCUGACUGGGAAAACCAUGUUGCAUGGAAAAGUAUUCCCCAAGAGAGAUGGGAAGGAGAGCUUGACGUCCAAGGCCAAAUUCCAUUGUGGCUGAAUGGGACGUACCUAAGAAAUGGACCUGGACAAUGGAACAUCGGUGACUACAACUUCCGCCACCUCUUCGACGGCUACGCCACCUUAAUCAAACUCCACUUUUCAAACGGUCAACUAAUCGCCGGCCACCGCCAAAUCGAAUCCGACGCCUACACAGCUGCCAAGAACAAGCAAAAACUAUGUUACCGUGAAUUCUCCGAAGUCCCUAAAGCAGAAAAUUUCCUAGCCUACAUUGGUGAACUAGGCAAUCUCUUCUCCGGUGCAUCCCUUACCGAUAACGCCAACACCGGCGUAGUCAAGCUCGGUGACGGACGCGUCGUUUGCUUGACCGAGACACAGAAAGGGUCAAUUAUCAUUGACCCUGAAACAUUGGACACAAUUGGGAAAUUUGAGUACAGUGACAAUUUAGGUGGUUUGAUACAUUCUGCACAUCCAAUUGUGACCGAUGAGCAGUUUUUAACAUUGUUGCCUGAUUUGAUCAAUCCGGGUUAUUUGGUGGUUAGGAUGGAUCCGGGUAGUAAUGAGAGAAGGGUUAUAGGCCGGGUGGAUUGUCGGGGUGGGCCAGCACCUGGUUGGGUCCAUUCGUUCCCGGUUACGGAGCAUUAUGUGAUUGUGCCUGAAAUGCCAUUGAGGUAUUGUGCACAAAAUUUGCUCAAAGCUGAGCCUACACCUUUGUACAAGUUUCGGUGGUAUCCGGAGUCUAAAGGGUUUGCUCAUGUCAUGUGCAAGGCCAGUGGAAAAAUUGUGGCAAGUGUGGAAGUGCCAUUGUUUGUGACAUUCCAUUUCAUCAACGCUUAUGAGGAGGAAGAUGAAGAUGGGAGAGUGACUGCUUUGAUUGCUGAUUGUUGUGAACAUAAUGCGGAUGCAACAAUUUUGGACAAGCUUCGUCUGCAGAAUCUCCGGUCGUUCGCCGGAGAAGAUGUGUUGCCAGAUGCUAGGGUUGGGAGGUUUAUAAUACCACUAGAUGGGAGUCCACAUGGAAAGUUGGAGGCAGCAUUGGAUCCUGAUGAACAUGGGAGAGGUAUGGACAUGUGCAGCAUUAACCCUGCAAAUUUGGGGAAGAAGUACAGAUAUGCUUAUGCAUGUGGAGCUCAACGUCCUUGUAACUUUCCCAACACCCUCGCUAAGAUUGAUUUAGUGGAGAAAAACGCCAAGAAUUGGUAUCAGAAAGAUGCUGUCCCUUCCGAACCAUUCUUCGUGGCUCGGCCUGGUGCAACUGAGGAGGACGACGGGGUGGUAAUAUCCAUAAUCAGUGAAAAAAAUGGAGGUGCAUACGCCUUGUUACUGGAUGGAUCAACGUUUGAAGAGAUUGCAAGGGCCAAGUUUCCUUAUGGUGUACCCUAUGGACUCCAUGGAUGCUGGGUUCCAAAGAAAUAAUACUAUUCAACAGUCUUACACAUCCCAAUGUCAUAUGUAUAGCAGUCUUACAGAUCCCAAUGUCAGAUGUAUUGCGCGUCGAUGGUACGAGUAAGCAGUCAGAAUUAUUAUGUAUGGUGGAUGGUGGUGGUAGUAAUAGUACAGUUGUACUUACAACUGCGGUGUGGUGUCCCUAAAGCCCUAGACUCAUUAUACUGUACUGUUUUAUAGAAGAGGUUGCUCUCCUCUAUUAUUGAA